GUCCCGCGAUCCAGAUAUAUCGCGGUCGUCCAUCGACGAGGAUCUACCCCUAAGACUCGAUCAGGAACCUCCAGGCGAGACUUCCGAGGCAUUUCUCGACUCUUCUUCGCGGGACCAAAAUGGCGUUCCAACUGGAAGACGGUCCCAUCACGCCGGAAGUUAAGGCUGUCGCCGAAAAGCAGCUGCGCGAAAACGAGGAAAACAUGAAAAACGGAAUCGUCGCCCUGAAGAAACUGCUCGAGGACGAUAAGACCCUCUAUUUCCGCACGGAUGACGACUUCCUGCUGAUUUUUCUUCGACCCUGCAAGUUCUACCCUGAGAGUGCGUUCGCCUUGAUGAAGAGAGUCGCUCAAUUCAAGGUGAAGCACAGUGCCCUCCUGGACAACCUGCUGCCACAGGACGAGAAGUCGGCCUUCCUCGAGAACAACGUGGUGAACGUCCUGAAGGACCGAGACGACAAGAGACGAAGAGUCCUCCUGGUGAACUGCGGGAAGUCAUGGGACCCCUCAAAAGUCAGCGCCGAUCAGAUGUUCCGACUGUUCUACCUAAUCCACGAGGCCGCCAUGUUGGAGCCAGAAACGCAGGUCUUCGGGACGGUCGUUGUCAUGGACUUUGACGGGUUGUCUAGGAAGCAAGUCAUGGGACUGACGCCGUCCUUCAGCAUGAGACUUCUCAACUUCAUCCAGGACGCCAUGCCGCUUCGCCUUAAGGAGGUGCACAUAGUGAAGCAGUCUCUCCUCUUCAACGCGGUGUGGCAGCUCUUCAAGCCCUUCGUCAGGGAAAAGCUGAAGAAGCGAAUGCACUUCCACGGCUCGCAAAUGUCUUCUCUUCACGCCUUCAUGGCACCGAGCCAUCUUCCAGCUGAUUACGGUGGCCAAUUGCCGAAAAUGGAUUACACAGGUGCCGAUUGGUACCCGGCACUUCUCAAAAUCGAGGACAGAAUCAAAGAAUGGAACUCCUAUGGAUUCCGCAAGCAGGAAUAGACUGAAGAUCUUCUUUUCCCUCCACUUUCUCUAUUUUUCUUAAGGUAACUCUUAACAAGUGUACAUCACGGUCCGUGAGCGUCGACGUUAAGGAUUUUAUACGUGUAUUUAAAAUUAGCCGCCAUUAGGCCAGGUUAAAUAAAUUGUUCACGACGGAUUAAUAAAAUGUGAUACUUCUCUUGAGAAGAAAUAAAGUACAGGUGACUGCAUAUGUAAAGACAAA
This is a messenger RNA of Orussus abietinus, 1206 nucleotides long. Its product is annotated as clavesin-1. Gene Ontology annotation, cellular component: membrane. Bases 120 to 983 code for a protein of 287 amino acids. NCBI's taxonomy places the organism in Eukaryota, Metazoa, Arthropoda, Insecta, Hymenoptera, Orussidae. The transcript is spliced from 5 exons. The record is from RefSeq and is a predicted model, not a curated record. Gene Ontology annotation, molecular function: phosphatidylinositol bisphosphate binding.